AUGCUCGGAGACGCAAAGGCUCCUGUGCGGCGAGGCUUUGCGGUUGCUCGGCUGAUCUUCUUGGUGAAGGCGUUGGUGGUUCAUGCCAGCACUGCGAUCUCCUUGGUGCCGUUGGAUGGAGACCUCGUGUUCUUGGACUGGGCUCAUGGGCUAGUCCCGUUUGGUUGGCCCUAUGUUCGAAACUGGCUUCUCCUCUGA
Molecule: messenger RNA, 198 nt
Organism: Arabis nemorensis
Lineage: Eukaryota; Viridiplantae; Streptophyta; Magnoliopsida; Brassicales; Brassicaceae
Source: the annotation of a GenBank genome assembly